Molecule: messenger RNA, 1245 nt
Organism: Aspergillus nidulans FGSC A4
Lineage: Eukaryota; Fungi; Ascomycota; Eurotiomycetes; Eurotiales; Aspergillaceae
Exons: 2
Coding region: 1-1245 (414 amino acids)
Source: RefSeq, a predicted model, not a curated record
AUGCUUCAGCAUCCCUCCUCCACCACAACAAUCCAUCUGGACCAGCCUCCUAGCUGCCUCCAAUUCUGUCCAGCAUCUCCCAAUAACUUCGUAGUCGGCACCUACCUCCUCUCUGAAACAAAGACUACAGACACAGAUGGAUCAGAAACAAUCCAGCAAUCAAAGUCGGGAUCCCUGCAACUCUGGCACCUGGAUCCGGAGACUGAUGCACUGACCCAAAAAUCAUGCCAUCGCAUCAAUGCUGCCGUCUUCGAUCUCCACUUUCACCCCAGGCAGGAAAACACCUUCGCCAUUGCAACAAGCGACGCCUCCGUUUCCCUCUUCACUGUCUCACCAGAAACUGAGACAGGUUUCACGCUUCUUUGGACGAAGAGCGUUCACGAGAACCCCUCAAUCCCAGCACUGUUCUUAGCUUGGUUGCCGGAGAAUUGGCUGAACCCGAAAGGGGCCGGUGCGAACCCCGACGGGUUCGCCGUGACGUUUAGUGAUGGGCGGACGGGAGUUUUCGGCUUGACUGCGAAUGGGGAUGAACCGGUCACCAAGCUUGGGUCUUUCGAAGCGAAGCAACCGAUCGAGGUGUGGUUUGUCGCGGCAGCUUCGUACUUGACCUCUUCAGAGGCAGAAAAGGUGUCUACACCUUAUCUCUUCACUGGAAAUGACUUUGGCGCGUUACACACUCGCCGCUUCGCAGAUAUCCCAGUUUUAAUCAACCAGACAGCGCAUGACGAUAAGGACGAAGAGGAGGAAUCGCCCUUACCAGCAACCCUCGUCUCAUCUGAUGACAAAGCCCUCCACCACACCGCAGGCGUAACAUCUAUCCUGCCGCUCCCCAUUCCGCUUUCACAUGCAGCCGCAAAUGGUGAGCCAUUGUUACUCACGGGUAGCUAUGACGAGCAUCUGCGUGUGUACCAUGCUUGUCGAGGUGGAAGGGGCGAGGUCCUUGCAGAGAUGGGAUUAAGGGGUGGGGUUUGGAGGUUGCAGUUGCUUAGUGCACACAGUUCCACCAGUAAGGAGGAAUGGACGUUCCUGGUUUUAGCUAGCUGUAUGCAUGGUGGGACGAGGAUCGUGAAGGUUACGGUUCCUGGAGAAGGGAAAGCUGUCAUUGAAAUUUUGGCAGAGUUUACGGAGCAUGAGAGCAUGAAUUAUGCGUCAGACACCUGGAAAGGAGGGCCUGGUCCAGAAAUUCGGGUUGUGUCGAGUAGCUUUUAUGACCGGAGAGUUUGUGUAUGGCGGGUGGAGGUAUAA